Hydra vulgaris (swiftwater hydra) is the source of this 705-nucleotide messenger RNA. The record is from RefSeq and is a predicted model, not a curated record. Lineage: Eukaryota; Metazoa; Cnidaria; Hydrozoa; Anthoathecata; Hydridae.
UUUAAAGUAAAAAUAUAUUUUUAUGAAAGUUAGAAAAGGUUUUAAAUGAAUCAAAAAAGUGUCUUCUUAUGCAUGGCAGAUCGUUUAGUAUCCAAUCAAUACCCUGUCAUGAAAGGAUAUUAUACUAAACAUUUAAUUAAUGAAGAGUUUGAUUUAGAUAAUAAAACACCAAGAAUCUGUUGUUAUUGUGGUGUAGUUUUUGAUGCCACUAAUAUAAAAUUCCGAAUACUACCCAAAAGGAAAAAGAAUAAAAAGUUAAAAACUUCUUUUAUUCAUAUAACAUGUAAAAAUUGCUUAAACAGCACUUCUUUACCUUGUUUCCAUCAAAAGAUUUUCAAAGCAAGAAAAAUUUCGAUAAAAAGACCUGUAAAAUUAAAAAUGCUGAGUUCGUCGACAAGCAUAGACUUGCAAUUAAGUGCAACACCUUCAUUAUCGAAGAAUUUUCUAACACCUUUGAAGUUAUCAAAGUCAGCAAAUUCAACACCGUCGUCAAGAUCUGCAGCUCUAUCUUCAUCAACAACUUCCGAUACUUUUUUAAAGCUAUCAAAAUCAGCCAAGAAGAAAGCAAGAACAAAUUCUUUUAAGCUAUCUCACCAAGCUAACCAACAAAAAACUUCCGCAGAACCCACAUGCAACCUGAUGUCGUUUUUAACUUCUCUUUGAAUAUUUCAACUGUUCAAAGUAAAAAGUAAAAUAAAUUUGAAA